Gadus macrocephalus (Pacific cod) is the source of this 3725-nucleotide messenger RNA. It is a transcript of the gene spinb, whose product is annotated as spindlin b. Gene Ontology annotation, biological process: gamete generation. Lineage: Eukaryota; Metazoa; Chordata; Actinopteri; Gadiformes; Gadidae. The coding region runs from base 347 to 1135 and encodes 262 amino acids. The transcript has 7 exons. The record is from RefSeq and is a predicted model, not a curated record.
AGAAAAUCUCAUUAUUUCGCAGGAACAUAUAGCAGCAUACCGCGCCUCCCAGCUCCUCUGGGUCACUAUUUGGCAUGAAUAGAUAGGCGGGACUCGGCGGUGGAAGAAUUUGGGUUGUAUACAAGGGGAGGCAUAGGGAAUCAAUUUACAGCUACGUUCGACCAGAUAUGCGGCCAUACUGAUUGUUCUGUAGUUGGACUCCAGGUGAUAGCCUGUACCCAAUCUGCAGUCUGGCCUGGGCCGGGUGUAAUUCCUGGAGCGCCUCCUGGGGGGUCUGUGAACGGAGUGGUAGAACCUAGCGUAGGUCCCGGACUGGCAGCCUGGCUGCCCCCCACCAGGUGGAUGAAUGAAGACCCCCUUCAAGACUCCAGCGGCGCCGAGACCCAGACCGGAGGGCGGGCAUUCCAGUGUAUCUGCAAAUAUGAUGAAGAAAAAGAAUUCACACAAGAAGCAGAGGACCAGUGUGGAGCCCGGCAAGCCCUUAGGCGGUCCGCCCAGGAGGAACAUCGUGGGCUGUAGGAUCCAGCACAUCUGGAAGGAAGGCAGUAAAUCCUCCCAGUGGAAGGGGACAGUGUUGGACCAGGUUCCCGUCAACCCCUCUCUUUAUCUGAUCAAAUAUGACGGCUUCGACUGCAUAUACGGCCUGGAGCUGUACAGCGACGAGAGGGUGGUUGGCCUGGAGGUGCUGCCUGACAGAAUCGCUCGGGCCCGCGUUACUGACACAAUGCUGGCGGAGACGAUGAUCGGGAAGGCGGUGGAGCACAUGUUUGAGACGGAGGAGGGCCCCAAGGAGGAGUGGAGGGGCAUGGUGCUGGCCCGCGCCCCCAUCAUGACCACGUGGUUCUACAUCACCUACGAGAAGGACCCCGUGCUCUACAUGUACCAGCUGCUGGACGACUACAAGGAGGGGGAUCUGCGGAUCAUGCCCGACUCCAAUGACACUGUGCCGGCGGAGCGGGAGCCAGGCGAGGUGGUGGACAGCCUGGUGGGGAAGCAGGUGGAGUACGCCAAGGAGGACGGGGGCAAGCGCUCGGGGAUGGUUAUCCACCAGGUGGAGGCCAAGCCCUCGGUGUACUUCAUCAAGUUCGAUGACGACUUCCACAUCUACGUCUACGACCUGGUCAAGACCUCUUAAGAACCGGGCCCCUGAUGAGACACUGCGGUGUGGGGGGGGGGGGGGGGAAUGACCUCAGCAACAGCUCAAAACACUUGCAGAUCACCAUCCUCCGUGAGAUGCUGUCUGUGGUGACCCCUGCCUCGGGUUAAUCCUCUACAGUCCCAGUGACCCCUCCAGCACCAGCCAGGACCUCCUCUGCACCGACCCCCCAAUUCACUGUUUUCAGAUUGGGGGGGUUGGGGCAGAGGAGGCCCCAGAACCUAUUCAAGCUACAAAGACUAGAAGGAAACAUUUCCCGGCUGGACUAUAUUGCGGCCAACAUCAACUGCACACCGGAUAUGAUCAGCCCAUCCAAUAAAAUAUUGUUUUCGUUACAAAACUGCCCCUCCCUUCAUUGGAUGAGGGUUGAUGAAUGGGAAUUAAGACAAAUCCCCAGAACCUGUAAUGUUUAGCAACAUGAUGCACAGGUCGAGUCGUGUCCUCGGCGUGUUCAGAGACUUGAAAAGUUGAUCCAUUGCCUUGUUUCCGAAGCACCUGCAAUAGACAUCUCCACUACGAAUCUACCUAGGAGCGGUCCACCGACGACGACUCAUUCGUGGAGUUUUUCUCCGACCACAUGUCCCAAAAAAAUACCCCUUUUUACUGGCCAUGUUUACAAUGGCAACCAUUCUGAGUGAUAUGCCGCCGGUGACGGUACAAAGUCUGCGGUGGAAGCAACAUGUGUGAUCUCCUGGUGUUCACCAGCAACGGAGGGGGUCGGAAGCUAUGGCGUUUAACACUUUAACACUUAUUUUCUGUCUGUGUUUGUGUAUACUCUGAAAAAGGAUUAUUUGUUCUGAUUGUUUGUCCCCCCACACCCUCCAUCGCUCCAAACUGCUUUUAAUAGUAAUGCAUCAGAAUAUGUUAUAUGUUUUUACUUUUAAAACUACUUACAUUUAUAUUUAGGACAUUCAAGCCUUUUCCUUUUUUCAACAAUGCAUUUUUUUGGGCAGGUAAUGCAAUCAUUUCCCCGUUUUCAUUAACAUUGAGUAAAGAGCCACACAAGCAGGUCAUAGCUUUAGUGGAGAAUUGAAUAUGCCUGCCAAGCAGGGACUUCCACUGGGUUAGCGGUGUGCUUUCCGUAAACACCUUCCUUUAUCUGCCAACCGAAGAAACAGGAUUUGGAGCCCUUCUUAUCCAUCUCAAUCCCUUCAUUGCACCGAGAACAUGAUUUUAAUCUGUUUUGGUUCAUCUUGGUUCCAAACUUUCACUGAGUGGGGAAACUGAAUUUCUUGAUUCUGCAUUCAUUCGCCCCAACCGGCUAGUUGUUGGGGUGGAACCAAGAUGGCCGCUAGGUGACCAAGGCCCAUUGAAUACAUCCUUGGCUAUGGAAUCUUAAAUUCAACAAAACCAGCAGAGUUUAUUUCUCUCUUCCUUCUUUCAUGGGUGUCGUUUUUCGGAUUUUGUAUUUUUUAAAGCUUGUCCAUUUAUUCAUCUUCACUGUUGGUCACAUGGAAUCUGUUGGUGGCCAUCCAUCCCUCUAACAGGCCGUCAACUCCUCAUCAGAGUAGCAAGCAAGAAGUUUAAGUUUGUGUUCUAUCUAAUCCUAAAAAGUUAGCCCCACACUAUGAUAUUGAACUGAUUGUUGUGUUUUUAAGUUGAUUUUAUUUGUUGCUUUAAAAGAAGAAGGAGCUUUUCUGUCCAGAGCUCCGGCGGCACCAGGCGUCACCUCUGCGGAGGCUUCAGAACACGGUUCUCCUGGGGGUCAACUGUUUUUCUGAAGAGUCAAACUGCGACACCAAGCGGAUUGCUGCUGUUGGUUCACCUGCUACGAUCGCCUCACACCAAUCGCAACCGCCACCGGCUGGCUCCCCGUCUCUCCUCCCGCGGUGUCAAACGCCUUGUACGACUCAACGGUGGGUCUCUGAGAGAAGGCCCCAUGCGGCUGAUGAUUCCUCAUCAGUCGCCGUCCUCCUGGACGACACACUCUAUAUUCCUCUAAGGUGGACUGAGCUGCUGAGUUGGGCUGGACCAGAACGUCAAAAAGCAUACAGAACCUUUUGAAUCCUAUCUCAACGGCAACACAUGUCAGUAGAUGGACAUCCAAUGUUCCUGCAGUAGCCUACGUGAUGCUCCAAUUUCGCAGAAUACUGUUGUGUUGUAUUAUUGUGUGUUUGGACGAGUGUGUGUUAACCUAUUGUUUGUGUGUCUUUUGUCAAUUGGACCCUGUUGAAACAGUGUUGUUUUUGCAUGCCUAUAUAUCAGAGUGUAAAGCGAUGUGAGUUGCAUGUUAACGUAGUUCCUUUCAGUUCUGCCGAGUGUCCGUUGUGGCGUUGGGUGCCAUUUUCUUUUUGUACUGUGUAACCAAGGAGAUACUUUGGGUUAUUGGAGUAAACAAAUCCGCUCUUAAACAGAACCGAGUUCAGUUUCUGUGAAUUUAGAUUUAUGUAGCCGAUGUUCGAUUGCCGCUCUGCUCUGCAAACCUUCACGCAGGAGCAAAAAAUGGAUUUGAAUCCUGUUUUAAGAUGGAUUGUCCCUUUAAAGAGUGCCAACCACAGAUGCCAGUGUUGUACAGAUGUGAAGAGCUCACACUAUUUACAUGAAUAAACUUUCUCUGUUUUUUUUCAAA